AACAGAAUUUGCUACAAUUUAUCCAAUUACUAUAGUUAAUACUACAAAAUAUUUUAGUGUACAGUAUAAUACAGUUUACUAUAGUAAAUACAAAAUGUUUCAUUUAGAUUUCAAUGACACAACAUCGUAAUACCACGUGAUAUCGCGGUACUUCAGCCGGUAUAGUAUCUUGUUGUUAUUCAGUAGCCUAUUUAAAGACACAUGUCGGAGUUAUUAAAAUCUACUGGUAUCCACAUGAUGAUCAGGGUGAAAAGGCUAUUUUAAUAUGAAUCGGUGCACCUUUAAAUGACAAUUGGAAAAUUGCUGCGUGUAAACACGCAUUUCUGUGAUUGGCUACAGUGCUGGCAUCAUCUUCCACUGAUCCUCCCCCAGUCUCUCCCGCAUCAGGACAAUCACUCGCAUCCCUAGAGCGCCAGCACGCCACAGCACAUUGCUUCGGAUCCAGACCACUCCAGCUCCAACAAGGCUUGAAGCUUUGACAAUACAGUGAUGGAGAGCUUGCUGGAUAACCCCAUGAAAGCCGUGCUUUAUCUCAAAGAGCUGACCACCAUUGUACAAAACCAGCAGAGUCUGAUUCAAACCCAGAGGCAGCGGAUCGACGAGCUCGAAAGGAAGGUUGAGGAUCUCAUCGGCGAGAAUCGGCAGCUGAGAGAUCCGCAUCAAUACCACCACCAUCAUCAGCACCACCACCACACAGCACCGCGUACCAGCAGCCCUCAGCCGGGCGCAAAUCCACACCAGCAUCAGGCGACUCACGGUCAACCCCAGCAGCAGCCGCCGCCGCAGCAGCAGCAACAUCCGUCCAAACAGGCGCAGCAUCCCCCGGCAGCACCAAUACAUCACCCGCAGCAUUUGCAGCUUGUUCCUACAUCCCCACCGUCUCUCAAGCCGGCUCAGUCUAGCCCGGAGUCGGCGGAGGACGAGAAGAGGAGUCCCUCUUGCAAGUCUUUGGUUCCGCAGACACCAUCGACACUGUGCCGGUCCGUCGGGCUGGCGAGGAAACCCGAGAACCAGACGGUUCUGCACCAGUUCUGCUGUCCUGCUCCGGAUGCCCCUGAGUCUGACUCUCAGGCCUGUGUCCCUAGCAGUGAAGAGCCAUCCUCCCCUCCUCCCACUGCGACACCAUCCCAUGCGGAAACUGUAUCGCCCUCACCUUGCACCCCUGAUACCAGCGCUACCCAGCCAGAGGUCCAGGUGACUCCUCAAGUUGCAGAAAGCACCACAUUAUCUGUAGAUGAAGGAGGGGGAGAUGGAGACCGAGAUGGAGGUGGAGCUCAAGAGACAGGGAGUGCACAGGUGGACAAGGAAGAGGUGGAGGUACAGGAAAUAGAACAGGAAGAAGAAAAACCCCAGGUGCCUCAGCAACCACAACUGGAACAAGAGGAGGAGAAAAAAGAGACAGAGGAGCAAGAGAGGGAAGCAACGUGUACGGGAGGUGCGGGAAGGAGGCCGAGCUUGCAUCACACUGCCUCACCAAUCAGAGUACAGAGGAAUGGAACGUGCAGCCACUCCACAACCUCGGACUAUGAACUCUCGCUCGACCUCAAAAACAAGCAGAUCGAAAUGUUAGAGCACAAAUAUGGGGGCCACCUCAUCUCACGCCGUGCCGCCUGCAAAAUCCAGACGGCCUUCCGCCAAUACCAGCUCAGCAAAAACUUUGAGAAGAUACGAAACUCCCUCCUUGAAAGUCGUUUGCCACGCCGUAUCUCCCUGCGAAAGGUGCGCGUGCAAAACACAGAGGGGAUCUCGGCUGAACGGGCACUGGCUGAAGGCUGUAAUCUUGCAAGUAUCCCGCUGGUCCGGUCCCCAUCCCUGCCCAACACAGUGGGUGGCACUCUAACUGACCUGGAGGAUUCCUUCAAUGAGCAAGUCCAGUCUCUUGCCAAAUCAAUUGAUGAUGCGCUCAGCAACUGGAGCAUGAAAACUAUGUGUUCUCUUCAAGAAAACUUCGGUACAGUUGGUGGCAAAUCCGGGAUGGCGGGGACAGAAGGUGUCCCCAUAAACCCUGUUACACUUCAGAGUGGAACCAUCCCAGCAGACAGCUCCGAGAAUGUGACCCGUAGUGCCAGCAAGCUAAUGAUGGCCUUCCGGGACGUGACUGUUCAAAUUGAUAGCCAGAACUUUCGCAUGUCCUCUUCGGUUAUGGAAUCCUCCACUUCAGUCUCUCUUGGUAAUUGUGUCCAGCAGGGGGCCACGAUUACGGAGAGCCUACAGCAAUCUCCAGUUUACAAUGCAAAGGAACAACCACUACAAGGACAACCACUGCCGCCACCACCUCCACAGGAUCCAGCUCCUGCACCUCUAGAGCUGGAUGCUGAGGAAGUACCAGAUGGCGACUUCCCAGCCCCUCCACCGAGUGAGGAGGAACUUGGGGAGGAGCCGUCACCUCUGGUGUUUGAGAAAAAAGAAUAUCCAGAAGCAACCAUUCCGGCACAGACAGUAAUAACCUCUGAUACCUUGUCUCCACCAGAGGUUGCAGAAAUGCCGGACACCCCAACUGUGGAGGUUCUAGAAGCUAAACAUAUUGAGUCAGACCUUGCGGACAACAGCUCAGAACAGAUGAGCAGUAGCAGUACAUCCACUUCAGCCCGCUCUGCUUCAGAGGUCUCAUCCAAAGAGGCUCUGCAGGCUAUGAUCCUGAGCUUGCCAAGAUACCAUUGCGAGAACCCAGUUAGUUGCAAAUCUCCGACCCUCUCCACCGAUGUCAUGCGGAAACGCCUGUAUCGUAUUGGUCUCAACCUCUUCAACAUAAAUCCUGACAAAGGCCUCCAGUUUCUCAUCUCUCGUGGUUUCAUUCCUGAUACGCCCAUAGGAGUGGCGCACUUCCUGCUCCAAAGGAAGGGGUUGAGCCGACAGAUGAUUGGCGAGUUUCUUGGCAACAGCAAGAAGCCCUUCAACAGAGAUGUGUUAGACUGUGUGGUGGAUGAGAUGGACUUCUCAGGGAUGGAAUUGGAUGAAGCUUUAAGGAAGUUCCAGGCCCAUAUCCGUGUGCAGGGUGAGGCACAGAAAGUGGAAAGGCUGAUAGAAGCAUUCAGUCAGCGUUACUGUAUGUGUAACCCAGACGUGGUUCAGCAAUUCCACAAUCCUGAUACCAUCUUCAUCCUCGCGUUCGCCAUCAUCCUGCUUAACACAGACAUGUACAGUCCCAACAUCAAACCAGACCGCAAGAUGAUGCUGGAAGACUUCAUCCGCAAUUUAAGGGGCGUUGAUGAUGGGGCAGAUAUACCUCGGGACAUGGUUGUGGGAAUCUAUGAGCGUAUUCAACAGAGGGAGCUACGCUCGAAUGAGGACCACGUCACUUACGUCACCAAGGUUGAGCAAAGCAUUGUGGGAAUGAAAACAGUUCUCUCAGUACCUCAUAGGAGACUGGUGUGCUGCAGUCGGCUGUUUGAGGUGACUGACAUCAACAAAGCCCAGAAGCAAGCUGCUCACCAGAGAGAGGUCUUCCUCUUCAACGACCUACUUGUGAUGUUAAAACUGUGUCCAAAGAAGAAGAGUACAGCUGCUUACACUUUCUGCAAGGCCAUGGGUCUACUGGGCAUGCAGUUUCACCUGUUUGAGAACGAAUACUAUCCUCAUGCGAUCACCAUUGUGUCUCCAUGUUCGGGCUCUGACAAGAAACAGGUGUUGAAUUUUUGUGCUCAGAGCGCAGAAGAGCUGCUGAAGUUCAUCGAGGACCUAAAGGAGUCCAUCGCCGAGGUGUCAGAGAUGGAGCAGAUACGUAUUGAAUGGGAGUUGGAGAAACAGCAAGGUGCCAAAACUCACUCCAUCAAGAACAACGGGACACAGCUUGAGUUGAGAGGAAGACAAGGUUCUCUUUCAGGCAAACAGGAGGUGAACACAUUACAGGGUGGACACAAUGCAGUAGAGGUGUCAAUUCACAACAGGCUUCAGACGUACCAGCUCAACGCGGCGCCGCCGAGCCCUGAGAGCGCCGCCCUUCUCAACCACCAGAGGGAGCUUUUCCAGCAGCCUCCGUUGCAAUGUGCCAGCCCCACACCCGUGCACUCCCACCAGCCCGUGGCCCUGGCCGAGAUACGACCCGACACGCUUAUCCAGUGCCAGCAAAUCGUCAAGGUCAUCGUCUUGGACAAAGGCGGGAACGGACGCAUGGAGGCGUUCCUCAGCCAGAGCCCCACUCGUCAUCAGCUCAUCCAGUCUGUGGUCUCCACGCUGGUGCAUUCUCCUGAUGGGGGAAGUAACCAGGGGGGAAAAGACGGUUCACAGCCCCCCCUACCGCCACCACCACCCCCAUAUAACCACCCACAUCAAUACAUACCCCCAGAUCCCCGUCUUGCACUGCAGAGGACCGCAAGUGGCUCUCGUAGCCUAAUGUAGAGCGUUAAAACCAACAUAGUUUUAAGAACUAAAAAAACACUCUGGGGCACUUUUGACCAUAUUUAUCUAUAUGUGUAUAUAUAUAUACAUGAAGGAAAUAUAAUGAAAAAAUGCUAUCUGUAUGCAUACAGUAUAUUUAAGAUAAUACAUUAAAGCAGAAGAUAUAAUAAUAGGUACUUAACUGACUUUGCAGAUAUGUGAAACAACCAAUAAGAUUGAAUUCAUUACUGUGUAUUUUCAAAGUUAUGUAGUUUUAAGAAGUUUAUAUAAUGGUUUCUGUCUUUCUGAAGCCUUUCUGAAGAAGUUGUAUUGUUGAGUUCUGGAAAGGAUUUCUCUGGUGCGUUUUGUUAUAGACUAAAUUAUUUCACGGAAAAUGUGACACCCCAAAAUAUUUCAAUUUCACUGCAUUUGUGUGGGAGCUGGUAUGUCAUAUCACCCUUUUAGCUUUUAUUAUCUUACUAAUGUAUCUAGUGUGUGUGAAUGUGUGUGCGUGCGUGCGUGCGUGCGUGCGUGUGUGUGUGUGUGUGCGUGUGUGUGUGUGUGUGUGUGUGUGUAUGUGUGAGCGUACAUAUGCACUUGACUGAAGAAUUAUACUGUAUGUGCCAUAAUGAGGACCCCUCCACCAUGGACUUUUGCACUGUUGAACGCUUAGGGCUAGAGCAAGCAUUUGUGCUGAUAACAGCGAUCAUUUAGAGUCCCUCUAAGGUACACGUUUAUAGAUAUUAAGCUUAAAAACGGUUUCUUCCUCCAUUUCUUAUGUGGCCAAUGUUGUAUUCCUGUGAAAUGUGAAUUACUUCUUUAUCACCUGUCUUUGAAAACGUCUUACUCCUUUUAACUUAUAUAUGUGUGUUAUUUAGAGAAGAAAAGUAGGGGGCCUUUCACGUGACUUGCGGCACUAUUUUCCCAUGCAUUAUGAUCUAUGGAAAAAAUAAAUGAAAAUGAAAAUGUUAUAACGCAACAUUUUAAGGUAAACUAAUUGUGCUUUAACUCCAUUACAUUACACGAGUGGUGUCAAGGAAAAAGCAUACAGUAUGUAUGUCGAUACAACAAGUUGUACAACACAAUCUCAUAUAAAAUUCAGAGCAAAAUUGUUGAUUCUGUUUAAAGCUAACAUACGUGUUACGUUAUUCGUUUGCUUUGGCCGUUUACCAUGUACACCAAAUUUCUUACUACCUAAAAACAACCACUUAACGUCGCCUUUCUCUGACUCUAUCCAUGGUGUUUAAUGCUUGCAUUGAACAGUGUGUUAAAGUUCCGACGCAAGUCAUCUGAAAGGGCCUUCAGUUUCUGGCAACGUAUCAUGGCUCAAUGUUAAAAAAGAGCCAGUGAAUGCUGUUUGCAACGGCUAUUGUUCUCAUGCUCAGGAAUUUCAGAGAGUACCUGAAAGAAGACUGAGACAUUUUAACGCUUGUACUUGAACUUUAUGUAGCAACCUGGAACAUAUAAGGCCCUUGUGAAGAGAGCAUUUGAUCCCAGCAACUAUCUUUGGACAAUGUAUGUUAAUCUGACAUUUUAAGAGUUGAUGAAAUGAUUGUGGAAUAUUGCACCACUAUCAUCACCGGACUCUAAAAAUGUAACGUCUACCUUAAUCAGCACUCACAACUAUAUAGAAUGCCCAAAAGACACACUUUCAGCACUAUCGAACUAUUCUGCCGUUUGACAGCUAAAACUUUGAACUUUUUUGCUAGCCAAGUGACACUUGAAAUAUCAAACGAGAUGCACAUCGUUGGCACAAAACACUUUAACCUGAAUGUCUGUCUGGUUUGAUCAUACGUUUUCAGCUGAACUGAAAAUCUAAUGGAUAGCUUUGUUUAUUUUUUGUUUUGCUUGUAUGUAGCUAUCAUGUAUCAGCAUAUAAAUCAGCAACUGCAGCCAUUUCUUGUCAUCUACACAACCUUUAAAGUCAACAUGAAAUGGCAUUGAGGACUUAUUUUACUUAAGUAAUGUGACAUGUUUGAGUGAUAGAAUUUUUUUUCUUUUAAAGUUGAACGGACUUCAUAAGGAUGUUUAAACAUGGGCAUACCAGCGCCACCACUUCUGAAGAACGUUUUUUCCAAAUGUUUUGUUGUUUUCAAGCCGGUUAUUAUUUGCAAUUAUUGGAGUUAUUAAUCUUACAUUGACGUUAGCCAACUUUCAAUUGCAGUGUUUACUAUUAACACAAUUUUAAAAUACUGUAUACUGUAAGUCACAUCAGAAGCUUAAAGCAAUGCAAAAUAGCUAUUUUUAACCUAUUGCUUACAUUAACCAGCAGUCCACGUAGCUUAAGUGACGACAACUAGAAAAGACAUUUCACAGGCACAGUGAGUCUAGAACUCAUAAUUUGAUUUCAUGUUGACUUCAAGCCUUAUUAGGUUGUAUUAACAGUAAAAACCAUUGGUGUGUCAUAUAUAGUUUUGUGUCUACUUCUCUCUGUUUUCAUAUAUGAUAGGGUGUUUGUUUCAUAAUUAUAUUGCUGCUCUUUGAAGCUCCCAAUCUGAUAUUCUCUUCCUCUACUCACUGUGUCGUUUUUCUCAUGUAGGAUAAUGAUUCAAGAUGAAAUGGACUGGUUGUUUUUGGUUUAGCGAAUACACAAAUCUCUUCAUUACCAUUACACAACCAGAUUCAUCAUGCCUUGGCUUGUCAGUUGAACAUCAUGAAAUCCUCAAAAAUAAAUGAGCCACCCGUUUCUUUCAUUA
Triplophysa rosa is the source of this 7013-nucleotide messenger RNA. It is a transcript of the gene iqsec3a, whose product is annotated as IQ motif and Sec7 domain ArfGEF 3a. Bases 490 to 4338 code for a protein of 1282 amino acids. NCBI's taxonomy places the organism in Eukaryota, Metazoa, Chordata, Actinopteri, Cypriniformes, Nemacheilidae. The transcript is spliced from 14 exons. The record is from RefSeq and is a predicted model, not a curated record. Gene Ontology annotation, biological process: regulation of ARF protein signal transduction; actin cytoskeleton organization. Gene Ontology annotation, molecular function: protein binding; guanyl-nucleotide exchange factor activity.